Molecule: messenger RNA, 660 nt
Organism: Opisthorchis viverrini
Lineage: Eukaryota; Metazoa; Platyhelminthes; Trematoda; Opisthorchiida; Opisthorchiidae
Exons: 3
Coding region: 1-660 (219 amino acids)
Source: RefSeq, a predicted model, not a curated record
AUGUGGCAUGAGUUUGUUUGUGUAUGUGCAGUUCACGGUUGUACGAGGGCUGGGAUACUGCCAGGGUGCCCACACCUAGACAGGAGGACGAUUAGGGUCCUCAACCAAAGCCUUUGGCUCAAAAGCCUAACCUCAAGGCAGUGGUGUUUGGCGGGAAAUGCGAAUGCAUUACCAUUUCUACAGAACAAGUCGCCACAUGUUCCAACCCCCAACCUGGAGGGCCAGGAGACUGUGUUCGUCAGACCUCUACCCAUGGACCAACCUGGUAUGAGAGACUCUCUCAAUGGAUCGCUGAGGUGCGCAAACCGUCACAUCACGGUAAGGUCCAGUCUCUUCGUGACGGUUAUUUACCGGUUCAUUUACCUACUCCUGGACAGUCAGCUGCCCAGUAAACAUGACUGGGUUCUGAGAUAUGUCUGUGAUUACAUUGACUCAUCAGAUUUGACACUCCCAAUCCCCACCACCUCAUUAAAGGAACUACUCCUUCGCUGUACUUUCAACACGCAACUCCAAUUUAACUCUGCACUCUACAGUCAAAUCGAUGAAGUCGCCAUGGGUUCUCCUCUUGGCCCCCUGUUGAGUGACAUUUUUGUGGGAAAACUGGAGCGUCGUCAAGUGAAUGGGAGAUUAGGUGCACGCACUUCUAUCGAAGGCACGUAG